AUGAAGAAUUCACCAUUAAUAUUCCUGAAACUGAGUUGGAAAUUGCAACCUAAAAAAACUUCAUAAAAUAUAGCUCAUUAUAAAUAUCCAAAGAUUUCAAAGACCAUAGGGGAAUUCUAGAUGAAUGUUGAUGAGUGUAGCUUUUCAAACUCUGAAAUUAUUGUUAUGCUUGGUUAAAAUGAUACCGGAAAAACCACGCUUAUCAAAUUGCUUGCUGGUAUUAUAAAGCCUGAUCAAGUUGGUGCUUAAAUCCCUAAAUUAAGCUUCAGUUAUAAACCACAACAAUUAUCACCAAAGUACGGAGGAACUCUUCUCGGUAUUGAUUAAAUGCUAGAUAAAAAUGUUUAAAUUUUAUCAGGUGGAGAAUUACAGCGUGUUGCCAUAGCAUUAGCAUUAGCCAAACAUAGUGAUAUUUAUCUUAUAGAUGAACCUUCUGCUUAUCUCGAUUCAGAAUAGAGAGCUAAUUUAUGUAUGAGGGAAAAUUUGACUUUAAAAUAUUUUCUUCUGAGAAGUCUACAGGAAAUGGUUCGAUUCUUAGACACUUGUUUAGAUUAUCCGAAAACUUCGUACUCAUGUGAUUUCUUAAGCCUUUAAGGUCAUAUUCAUGCAAUAAAGUUACCAAGUCUCAGAUUUAUAUUUGUCAAAGAUGAAUAAAUGGCAAUUUUUAAGAACUGUAAACUUAAGAUGAUUAAAAUACAAAAAUGGCAACUGUAAACGAUGCAAAUGCAAUAAAUCAAAUAAGGUAGACACAGUUAAAAGUAUGCAUGUUGA
Molecule: messenger RNA, 771 nt
Organism: Stylonychia lemnae
Lineage: Eukaryota; Ciliophora; Spirotrichea; Sporadotrichida; Oxytrichidae
Source: the annotation of a GenBank genome assembly